AUGAAUACUAACACGUGUUUUUCGAAUUCAGGAUCGAAUAACGAGUGCACGCUGACUUCUUCUGCGUCUGUCGAGGAAACUUGGAGGACUUUUGCACCGGUUAAAGCUUUAAAAGCGUCUUUCGGCGCGUUCGCUGGUUUGUUGGAUUUCACUUUGAUGGAUUCGUCUUUGACGGCUUUGAGCGGCGCGUUCUUUCUGUUUCGCGGCGCAUUCUUUUGCCUUUCGCUGGUGCGCAAGAGAGCGCGUCCAGCAGAGCGAGAGGAGGAGGAACAGGAGGAGGAAAACAUCGUUCUUCUUCUUCUUCUUUAUCCGUGCAAGUCAGAGUAUGAGUUAGGGAAGAAAUGUGAGGGAAAAGACUUCAGUUUUACCGACGCGUGUACUCCGCUCUAA
Molecule: messenger RNA, 390 nt
Organism: Bathycoccus prasinos
Lineage: Eukaryota; Viridiplantae; Chlorophyta; Mamiellophyceae; Mamiellales; Bathycoccaceae
Exons: 1
Coding region: 1-390 (129 amino acids)
Source: RefSeq, a predicted model, not a curated record